AUGAAGGUUGUUCGUUUCCGUAGAAGUGUUUCUUAUCUCAAAAAAUGCGCUACGAAGGCCAGAACUUGGCUUGCCGUGGCAGCUCGACGAUUUCGCGCCAUUCGCCACACCCCGGAUCAAUCUUUUCCGGUUGGAACUCCACCGGCCUCAGUGAUUUCCUCCGACGCUCCUAUGUCGGCUCCGGUUUCCCCUCACAGCUCGACUCGAUCCAGGCCCAUCAGCAUUGACACCGCUUUGCCGAUGACUCCUGAACACCUCACCAACUUUUUCACAGUUGCCUCCAACUCUCAUAGCCCAACUCGCUCUAGCCUUAUGAGCAUCGACACCGGCCCGCUCCUGACUCCUGACGUUCUAAAAGCCGCUAGACAUCACACUAUAGCCCCAAUUGUACACACUUCCAGUUCCCCGCCCGCCUCCCAUUCACCUCCCAUAACUAGUUUCACCAGCAUUCCAAACAUUGAAAGCUCUCAAAGUUCCAUGUUUUCACCACCACGUACCGAUUUGGCCAAAGAAAACCCAAUUCAGCAACUCCGAGAUCUCCAUCGUCUUUCCCCUACACCCAGCUUCUCAAGACAGUCACGGCUUUUGACUCACGCUUCACCCAAAGAUUCUGUUCCGCAGCUUGCGGCCCGAUCCCCUCGACCUUACGCUUAUUCCUUCCCACACGACUCUCCCGGCCCAUCGUCGCCAUCAUCCUAUGCGGCACCUACAAAACAGUCAAUAUUGCAUUCUAUGCGUGACGGGUCACAAGUACAACUUUACCAGCAUAAUGAGUUGAACAUCUCCCUACCUUUGGUCGACUUCAAGAAACGUCGCUUCUCCGUCUUAUUCGAUGGUGAUGAACACCCAGUACAACCUUCCAAGCGCUACAAGAUGAGCUCUCAAGUUCGUCUUUAUAUGGCGGAUAUCUUUCCCGCUCCGUCCUCCUCCAGGUAUCACCAUGGUUGGUUUCUAGAUCAAAACAAUGCCCCGGUAUUUUGGGCUUCAUGUCAACCGACCACACAAUCGUCAACAACUGAAAAUCACCCAGAUAGAGACUAA
This is a messenger RNA of Melampsora larici-populina 98AG31, 1041 nucleotides long. RefSeq lists its product as uncharacterized. The record is from RefSeq and is a predicted model, not a curated record. Bases 1 to 1041 code for a protein of 346 amino acids. Lineage: Eukaryota; Fungi; Basidiomycota; Pucciniomycetes; Pucciniales; Melampsoraceae. The transcript is spliced from 4 exons.